UUGAAAAGAUAGGCCUUCUCUUUUCUUGAGAAAGGAAAAAUGGCUUCCUCGGCUUCAAACCCAAGAACCUCUUACCAUGCCCGCUCUAACAGCUUGCCUUCUACACCGCACCCUCUCAUUUCACUAGUCAAUGAACAUUUAUGCAGAUUGAGGGCUUCUGAAGCUGCCACUUCAUCAUCAUCGGUAAGCCGCAACAUAUUCGGUCUUCAAGAUUUGCAUGAUUGUGUGGAUAAGCUGCUUCUGUUGCCUCACACUCAACAAUCUUUAGCCCAACAGCAGCAUGAGAACACACUCAACCAGCUGUCCGAUGGCUCUCUUCAGCUCUUGGGUUUGUGCAAUACUGCUAAGGAUGCCCUGCUGCAAACAAAGGAAUGCAUACAAGAACUUCAAUCAAUUAUGCGAAGAAGACGGGGAUGUGAACUUGCUUUUGCAAGUGAGGUUAGGAAAUACUUGACCUCCAGGAAAGUGAUGAUGAAGGCAGUAAGCACAGCCUUGAAGAACUUGAAGGGUAUGAAAAAUAAAAGCACUUUCUGCCCACCCAACACAGAAAAUGAGACUACAGCCUUGUUUAGCAUCUUGAGAGAGGUGGAAACAUUCACUGUCGCUGUGUUUGAAUCUUUGUUGUCCUUCAUCUCUGAACUGAAGACACAAUCAAAGCCAAGUGGAUGGUCUCUGGUUUCCAAGCUAAUCCACAGCAAAAGAGUAGCUUGUGAGGAAGAAGAAACACAUUCAAACGAAUUCGCCAAGGUUGAUGCAGCAAUGCAGCAUUAAAAGGAAAAUAUGAUGAUAAGCAUGUUGAGAAUGUGGAAAAUCAGCUUGAAAAAAUGGAGAUGUGCAUACAAGAUUUUGAACAUGGACUUGACUGCUUCUAUAGGCGUUUGAUUAAAACCAGAGUUUCUCUUCUCAACAUCCUGAACUAGCUUGUAGAGACUAGCUACCUCUCCAUACUUGUACAUGAA
Alnus glutinosa is the source of this 959-nucleotide messenger RNA. RefSeq lists its product as uncharacterized. The transcript has a single exon. The record is from RefSeq and is a predicted model, not a curated record. Gene Ontology annotation, biological process: root development; shoot system development. Lineage: Eukaryota; Viridiplantae; Streptophyta; Magnoliopsida; Fagales; Betulaceae. The coding region runs from base 40 to 771 and encodes 243 amino acids.